Aplysia californica (California sea hare) is the source of this 2360-nucleotide messenger RNA. RefSeq names its product beclin 1-associated autophagy-related key regulator. Bases 102 to 1694 code for a protein of 530 amino acids. Lineage: Eukaryota; Metazoa; Mollusca; Gastropoda; Aplysiida; Aplysiidae. The transcript is spliced from 9 exons. The record is from RefSeq and is a predicted model, not a curated record. Gene Ontology annotation, cellular component: phosphatidylinositol 3-kinase complex, class III; mitochondria-associated endoplasmic reticulum membrane contact site; extrinsic component of phagophore assembly site membrane. Gene Ontology annotation, biological process: autophagosome assembly; cellular response to starvation; mitophagy.
UGGUUGUCAACCACGACUGUAUUUAUCUUCAUUUAUGAAGAACCCUAAAGGGGAAGUAAACAAAACACUCAAAGGCUGAAAGGGAAGGUACUCUUUUAUUUAUGUUUCCAACCAAUCACAUGGCUAUCCCACAAUCCACCAUUGUAAACAGAAAAUUUGUUAUGGCCGCCAGUAUCUCUCAGACCCGAUACGAUUAUAAAAUUGCAUUUCAAGCAGCUAUUAAGGAGGGUAAAAUUGUUCCAGUUGCAUUUGAAAAGUGUCCACUUUGUUGUGAAAACAGAGGAUUUCUUCUUUGUGACGUUUGUGUGAACAAGGGAUUAUUCAACCACACACAAAGGAGAGACAGUGGAAGAUUUUGUGAUAAACGCCAGCAACUGUUCGACAAAAGGCGAGAGAGAAGGGAACUGGUUAAAAAAUUUGAAUCACAUGUGGAAGGACUAUGUAGGGUGAAUGCAAAGCGAACAGAAAUAGAAUCAGCAAAGAAAAAUAUUGUUCUUCUAAAAAAGGCCAUAGCAGAUACUAAGUCAAAAUGCAUUACAGAACGGAUUGUGGUGUCGCAGAACAAGAAGAGGCGGAGGAAUCUCAGGGCAAAGCUGGAUCUGGACCAGCAAGAGACGCUGCCCAACUUGAAGCUCAGGAUCACAAACUUGUCCGAUCCAGACACUCAGAGCUUGCCUACUGUCCUCGACGUGCUGAGGGUCCGCUUUGACAGGGACCUGAACGUGCAGCAGCUGAUAGCGCUGGCAGCCACGAACAUUCCACGCCAGAGGAGACCCUCGGGCCAGCUGCAGGAAGGGACCAGUAUAGACCCCAAAUCGGUGCCGGUGCUGUGGCAGGAACUGCAGUUGUACAAUCAGUAUUUAGCUACCCAGAGAAGGGCUUUCAUUCAGUGCAUGUCUCAAAGGAUUUUUCCCAUAAAGGAAAUAUUUGUGCCAAGCAGCAGCAAUUUGGAGAUGAGUAUGGCCACUGCCCUGAAAGAUGCAAGUGAAACGGCAUUCAUUGCCGGCCGCUGGGUGCAUGUGGAUCUCAGGGGAGAAAACCACUGUAUGGUGAUUCAGUCCACGUUGCCUGAGUACAGUGGUGAUUCUUCAGCUCUUGGCUUAUUUGUGAUGACAAACAGAUAUGCCUCAGAGAACCCAGACAAGGUGCCUGUGGGCAACCCCAGCUAUGGAAUCCAGUCUGCCCUGGGCUACACAAACAUGUUUGUCUCCCUUGCUGCAAAUAUAUGUGACGUCCAUCUGCCCCGCAAGUGUUCAUUCAGGGAGCUGCGCAAUGACAUCUCGGAGUAUGACUUUUGUAACUUUGUGUGGCGCUUGCAUCAGAACAUCCGGCAUUGGGCAGCUAGUCAGAAAGUAGAAUGUGCUCAGAUGGUGGACUACCUCUCUCUACGUAACUUGCUGGCCAUUCUUGAGAGUUCAGGUCUCGGCAGAGUGGGAGCGUUUGAGGCCCAGUACCGCAUGCCAGUGAAGGCGGAGCUUUGCCCUCUGGAGUAUGAGAGCGACGAGGAGGAGCUGGAUGCAAGCGGGCCUGACAUGGACGUCUCGAGGGAUUGGGAGCGCGUCCCGUCUGGCUUGCCGUCGUAUGAGGCCGCCAACAUGGGUGUGUCGGCGCCCGUGGACACCUCCACGACCGGGGCCUUUCUCAACGCUGCGGCCAGCCUCACGGGCUGGUUCAAGUCCUACUACAAUAAAUGACCCGUGCUCAGGAUCAGGUGUGGGCGAGAGAUGGGGGAGCGAUUCGAAUGAGGGUUAUCUAGACAGCUGCCCCAAUGGACCAACAGUUCUCAAAGUGUUAACAUUUUUAUAGGAAAGCAUUGCCUCAUAAAAUUGGUGAAAAUUGAACAGAACUGGUCCAUUAGUAGAAAAUAUGAAAAUUUAGUUUUGACAAAGGCAGCAGCUUAUCGUAAGAAAAAUGAAAGUAUAUUGUUUAGAGAAAAGUUUCAUUUAUGAUAUUGAGGUCAAGCUAAUGUUUAUGGUUGGGGUUUUAAUUGCUGUUAUGUCUUAAUUUUCUCUGGAUGUAGGUGGGAGGCAGUUGGUGUAGAACCCUUGGUAAGGCUGUAUUGGUGAGGUACUUACAUAAAAUUUACAAUUUGGUCUUCCGUGCAGAGAUGUGAAAUCGUGGAGACACAGCAAAGACCUGUAACUUUAAAGUUAGUGAAGAAAAAAAAAAUUACUUUUUUUCCUUUGACAGUGGUGAAUUGAAUGCACCAACACCUGUUUUCAUAGAAAAGGAAAGUUUUAGCUGAUUUGGGGAAUACACAGCUUUGGUCAAGAUUUUUUCACAAUAGGUAUUUUGCAAUGGUUGGCUUCUUUGAUGGAACAGUUACAUUUCAAGCUUAAGUAAAAAAGAAAUGAAAAAAA